AUGACGGAGACCGCCACGGUUAUCACAAUCACGGAGCUAAUCCACGGAGGUCGAGCCAUCACCGGUGCAUCCUCGCUAUUCUCCUCCACUGUUACGCCGCCUUCACAUUCGUCUUCCGAAUCAGGCACUAGGAACCCACAAUCACGUUCCGGUGCCGUUGAUUCAGACUAUACCCGUAGUUUUCUCGAACCAUUGAACUACCCAGCGGUUAUCGUCGGCACUCUCGCUCUUCCUUCCGAAACCCUAAAAUGUCCGAAUCGCUAUUGCUUUCGAUUCACAGACGGUAACUUGACAAUCUGCUGUGAUAUCCUUGGUCUCGAAAUCCGUGCGAUUGGGAGUAAGAUAUGUGUAUUGUCUUGGAAUUUCCUUCCUACGAGGCAUUUUGGUGGCUUUUUGGAGAUUAUCAAGUGGAAACUCGUGGAUACCGGUAAGUUGCUUUCCCGGUGUUCCAGUAUUGAUUCGUUUCCAUUGAUUCCUCCUCUGCGUUCACCACAAAACGGUGACCGUAAGUCACGGUAUAGCGUCCAUGGUGUGUUAGAGUCCAUUAGCCCUGUGUCGGUUGUUCCUUGUAUGGAAGGUGAUUCCAGUGAUUCUGUAAACCUUCCUGGUUUCUUAAUAAGGGUCAAGGCCUGUGAGUGUAAAGUAUAUAGGCGGAACGAUAUGAUGGAUUCGAGUGAUUGCAGUCAAUCUUUUGAGAAGCCGGUCUUCAUUUACUUCUGUGGUUUAAUGGCUGCGAGCUGGCACCCUGCGAUAACGAAGCUAGUUGGUGGAAAUGUUGCUCUAUCGGGAUUGAAAAAGAAGUUGGUUUGUACCCGCAAAUGUGAUUCUCUGUUGGUGUUUGUGACGACUGAGAACUCUGUUCUUCAUUCACCCUGGUUUUCUAAGAGACAGGUAGUUUCGAAAACUGUUGUUGAUAGGAAAGGUAACUGCGGUUCCUACCUCGGAUUUGUCAAAGGCUUGUACAUGAAAGGGAAGCUUGUUGAGCUGGAUGAAGAUGUCUGGCUUUUAUUGACAGAUCAGAUACACAACACACCACACAGUGUCCGAACUGGUUCACUUAUCUUUGUCAGAAAUGUACAUUUUGUGAAUACCAAAUUUUCUUGGGGAGAAGUGCUUAUACUUGGGGCAUGCUUCAAGACCAGCAUCACAGUUGAGUUUUUUUCACCUUUUGAAACGAGUUGUUUUGUAGAUUCAUGCCGGCAGACUUCUCUGAGUCGAUUCAUCGAGUCUCUGUCAUUUCCUGCAAGAUUUUGGACAUUACUCGUUAGAUCAUGCCUUCAGAACUUUGACAGAAUGCCAGCAGACAAGGAAAUCUUAAGAUCCUGUCAGAAGGAUGAACUGACAGAGAUGUAUGCAAAGUCACGAAUACCGCCAUCCAUGUUUCAACCUAGGUGUGGGCUUUUCAUUGAAUUCUGCAUGCAUGAAUCACGUGGAUGCAAUAGUGAAGCUCGUGAUUGCAACUUAAGACUGGUAAUGCCUAUCUCAAGUUUUGUCCACCACUACAAGGUCAUGCUGAAUGAAUUGCUUUCUCAAAUGAAGAGAGAUGACACCAAGUUUAGUGCUAGUAAUUGCUUACAUCCAUCAUCAACGCGGAAAAAAUACGGUCAUACAGACACAAAGAGUUUUAGAGGUGAAGAUAUUGGUGUCAUCUUGCUUGGAAAAUUGAAGAUCUCAUCUUCUGGAAGACUUCAAUUGCAUGACAGAACUAGCAGCAUUGAUGUUCUGACGCCAGACCUUCUAAGUCAUAGAAAUGCCUCCAGGAUAUGUGAGGUUUUUGAUUACUAUCUUAUUGUGGAUGGAAUACAUGAAUCAAUGCUUCAUAUGCUGUUUCUUCGAAAGACACUUCGUUGUAGAAGUGUUGUUAAUCCCACUCCAUUGGCCAUAGAAAACACCUUGACAGUGCCAUUUUCUCUAUCGUUUGGUGCUGCAAGUUGCAAUGUUCUCGAGCAUCAUUCUAUUGACUGGAGGCAUGAUCUCAAUGAGUUCAAAGGGAGAAUGUUUCAUCUGUUUAGGGUGACCCACAAAUUUCCAAUUUUAAAAAAUGGUCAUCCAGGAAUUGCUGACUGUACCAGUGUUUUCAUCGAGGCUGUAAUCAUUCCCUGGGAACUCAUUUGCAGUGUGACUGGAGAAGAUGCAGCUGCUCCUGAUUUUGAUGGACGUAAGACUUCCCAAGAAAAACGUCCACAUAAGAGAUGUAAAAACGUCCACAUUGAUGAUAGUGUAUCGUAUAUGCCACAUGAAAUAUCCUGCCAGAUGACCAUCAGAUGUGCUAGUAGUCACUGUUUGACCACAACAGCAACUCUGUCAAAUUUAAAGGAAAACAGAAAAGGUAAUAUGCACAGUGUCAAGCGUGUGCUGUUAGAAUUCUUACCUGAAUGCAAAAGCUAUAAUGAGUUGCAGAUUGGCGGUUGCUAUUUGAUGAAGCAUGGUACUGAUGAUUCUUUUUGUUUUGGACGGUCUGGCAUAUCUAACAAUGACAAAAUCAAUUUUAGAUCUGAAACACAUAUAUGGAGUCUGGAAUUUUCUUUUGAUGAGGUUCUCACCCAUGACGGAUCUGUGGAUGUAUACCCUAUAUCAUCUUCUCAACCAUCUCUUACUGUGGAACAAGGAAAUGUUUCUAGUCCACAACCUUGUUCAGAUGUUUCACUUCUUCUCCCUUAUGAUGCAAAAAGACUAUUUUCAGUAUAUCUCAAGGACUUAGAAGAACUUAAUAAGCCAGUGGCAGCUGGAGAAGACAAAAAUAAUCUUUUGUGCUGUCCUCAGAGGGAGAUGAUCAUGCGCGUGGAGGCGUCUCAACUACCUCUUUCCAACAGCUUGUUUCCUGAGGGAAAUCUAGCGACUUUCAGAGGCGAUGUACUAGCAGUUGAUGAUGUUCACUCUUGUGACAUUGAUGUUUCAAGCAGCUGUUGCAUUCAUGUUCUAGUCAACCAUCAGAUUGUGAAGAUUUUUGGUCCAGUCAAAAGGCAUUCAUAUCUCACUGGAUUUGGCCCUGGGGCAAAUGCAACAUUCUACCGGAUUCUUGGAACGGGAGAAGAAAACAGAUAUCUGUUGUUAUCAGCAUCGUUUAUCAAACUAAACUCUCGAAAGGCUUUGGAUGGUCCAUAUUUAGAGAAACCGACUCAUCAAGCUGCUUUGUGUCUGCCCAAAAUUACACAUCAGGAAUAUGUACCUGAUAUUCUUGCUGGUUCUGCUUCUAGUUCAUACUCAGGACACAAGGAUAAUCAACAAAUAAACUCUGUCUGCAAGGUUCUUUCAGUUCAUCUUCUGGUUCUCCAAACGAGAUCUGACGAUCCCUCAGAUUACAAAUGUGGGGAAAAUAUUGAUAUACCACUCGCCGGUUUUGUGGUAGAUGAUGGAUCAUCAACUUACCUUUGCUGGAUGAGUGGGAAAAGAGCAUUUACACUUCUUAGGCUGCACGAAGAAUUGCCUGAAAAAGCCAUUGAUGGGGCACAGAUGAUCAGAAAAGACAACAGCCGGAGCACCACAGCUUACCAUCUUGAAAAAGUUGUUGGGGCUCACAAGAGAAUAGUGAUGAAGUGCAAUGGAUCGCAGAUUGACGCACUCUUUCAAGACAUCACCAUUGCUGUUGCUUCACAUCAGCUUCUCACGUAUUCAGAGGAUAAGUUCCUCAAGUUGUUAAUACUAAAUGCCAGUAGUGGCCCUAUCUGGGAAAUUACCACGAGAUCAAUGGACAUGAAAAUGAUUCAGCAUUUGGAGAGAGAACAUUGUGUGGAGAUGGAGACUUCAAGAUUUGCAUUAGCAAACGUUUGGGGUAAUGAAGUAUGCAAAGUGGAUCCAUUGGUCCGAGCUUGGAGCUUACUCCAUGGCCUGCUAAAUAAGUGA
Arabis nemorensis is the source of this 3843-nucleotide messenger RNA. Lineage: Eukaryota; Viridiplantae; Streptophyta; Magnoliopsida; Brassicales; Brassicaceae. The record is from the annotation of a GenBank genome assembly.